Molecule: messenger RNA, 825 nt
Organism: Echinococcus granulosus
Lineage: Eukaryota; Metazoa; Platyhelminthes; Cestoda; Cyclophyllidea; Taeniidae
Exons: 5
Coding region: 1-825 (274 amino acids)
Source: RefSeq, a predicted model, not a curated record
AUGCUCUUUUACUUUUCUCAUGUAGUAGAGUCUUGUUUAAACCUGUGUUCCCGCUACUUCCUUGCAGUUUCGUGGGUCUUGGAAAAAUUUGGAGAUGGAGCAAACGUUAUAAUACUUUGGUCCAUACACUUGGAUGGUGAAGACAUUAUGAGGUCACCUCAAUGCCCGGUUAAUGUCGGGCGCACCAGAACUUUCGUAGUGAGCCUCAUCGAAGAUGGUCACUGUGGCGGACGUCGGCAGUGCGAAUUGAAGUCAUCUUCGCGACAGACGGAAUCAUUCUACCUGCUUUUGGAUGUUUUCGACAAAGCUCCACCGGAGGAAAAUUAUUUGCUAGGAUUAGGGCCCCUUCAUUGCCAUCACCGUCGGCCUAGCCUCGCAGUUCUAGUCUUAACUGAUGAGGCAGCUCCUACCUCCACUGGAGCUCAGGGCGUCGGCAUAACAACAAAUUGGUGGCAACGUGAGGUUUUCCCGUACCCUGUAAGUUGUGCGCACCUUCCCUCAUUCCCGCAUCUCUACCCCAUUUCAUCUCCCUCCGUUAUUGCCACCUCUUCAUAUUUUCUUUCCUCUCUAGUGUCAAAACUACUUCAAAUGAGAAGACAAACUGUUUCCGACUCCUUUGUUGCUUUUCUCGAUACCAACCAAUUUGCAAUAGUGAUUUCCUUUUUAAUCAAACUUUUGUUUUCUACUUUCUGUCUGGACGGGAUUGAGUGGAGCCCAUUCCUCACCGGUAUUGGUGCCUUUGAUGGGAGGAGGGAAUGGCGGGAGCAGGUGGAUUCCAUUUGCUUCAUUGCCUGCCAAUUUGAAGGCAAACAUUGGAGCAGAUAG